AUGGAGCGCGAGCACGUCAGCAUUCUGAUGUGCCGGAAGUUGUGUGGGUGCAAGUCGGGGCGAAUCGAUGACGACAAGGAGCCCAGCCCCUCGGGCUCGACCUACAGUAUCAUAAACCCGGGUCAUGAUCCGGUCUGCGUGCUCGUCGCCUCGCAUCGAAUCAUCGCUAGAGGGCUUCUCGGGGCGCUGCUCGCGGGCGAGCUCUACGUGAGCGAGAACAAGGCGAAGGGGCGGAAGGACCACAAGCUAUGGUUCGGGGCCCCGGUAAUCACCGCCCAGCCGGGCGUCAUCGUCGAGGAGCCGGUGGUGGCCGAGUCGAAAGAGGGCCCAAUUGCCGAACACCCCGCCGAAAUCGAGGUCCAGAAUCACUUACCUGCCGCCGAUGAAGAACUCGUCCAAGAUCUGGGCGAUGCGCUUCCCGAGGAAAUGCCGGAAGCCAAAGACGCUGAGACGCCAGCAGUGAUCCUCAAAAAGGAAGAAACAGCUGCU
Messenger RNA from Mesorhabditis spiculigera, 489 nucleotides. The record is from the annotation of a GenBank genome assembly. Lineage: Eukaryota; Metazoa; Nematoda; Chromadorea; Rhabditida; Rhabditidae.